Lathyrus oleraceus (garden pea) is the source of this 987-nucleotide messenger RNA. RefSeq lists its product as uncharacterized. Gene Ontology annotation, molecular function: nucleic acid binding. Gene Ontology annotation, biological process: DNA integration. Lineage: Eukaryota; Viridiplantae; Streptophyta; Magnoliopsida; Fabales; Fabaceae. The transcript has 3 exons. The record is from RefSeq and is a predicted model, not a curated record. The coding region runs from base 1 to 987 and encodes 328 amino acids.
AUGGGUCAGAUAGCACAACAGUUAGCUUCGAAUUCUCAAGCCCCGGGUACCCUACCCAGUGGUACGAUAACAAAUCCGCGGGAACAUAACACUGUUAACGGUGUUGUAACCCAAAGUGGGAAGUCAACAGAGGAAAACAAUAUGGAGAAGGAUGGAUUGUUAGAAGUAGAUUUAGAAAUCAAGGAAACCAAGGACCAAGAUGAAGAAGUGGUACUACCACCUAUCAAGGAGAAAGAAAAUGUUCCAAAACUAGUCAUCAAACUCCCUUACCCUCCAAGACAGAAGAAAAAAGAUCAACAUGAAAAAAAAUUGAGAGGAAUCAAAAUCAAGGUUGCUGUGAUAGAUCCUACUACUACAAGAGUUCGACCUGGAAAUCAGAGACAAAAAGGGGAGUUUUAUGCGUGGGAUGAUCCGUUCCUGUAUAAAAAGGGAAUAAGUGGCCUCGUGAGGAGAUGUGUUCCCGAGGAAGAGCAAAAGGACAUUCUCAAAGCUUGUCACAACUCAGAAUAUGGAGGACAUUUUAGCGGAGAUAGAACCGCAACAAAAGUCCUCCAGUCUAGACUAUAUUGGCCUACACUGUUCAGAGAUGCACAAGAGAUAGUAAAAGAGUACAACAGAUAUCAGAGAACAGAAAACAUAUCAAAGAGAAAUCAGAUGCCUCAUAAUUCCAUGUUAGAGGUAGAACUGUUUGAUGUGUGGGGAAUAGAUUUUAUGGGACCCUUCCCACCGUUCUUUAGAAAGCAAUACAUUCUGGUCGCAGUUGACUAUGUGUCAAAAUGGGUAGAAGUAGUAGCACUACCCACGAAUGAUGUGAAAGUGUUGAUCAAUUUCCUAAAGAACUGUAUCUUCGCGCGGUUUGGGGUACCAAGAGCACUAAUUAGUGACGAAGGUACCCAUUUUCUAAACAAGCUAAUGGAGAACCUGCUAAGGAAAUACAAUGUAAAGCAUAAAAUCGCCACACCGUACCAUCCCCUGACUAGUGGAUAG